Paramecium octaurelia is the source of this 702-nucleotide messenger RNA. The record is from the annotation of a GenBank genome assembly. Lineage: Eukaryota; Ciliophora; Oligohymenophorea; Peniculida; Parameciidae.
AUGGAUUUGGAUCACUAUAACCCCCUUGUAAGGAGAGAUAUAAAAUUGGAUAUAAUUAUACCUGAGCAAAUGCUUCAAAUAUUUUAGAUGUUUAUACAUUGGAUCUUUGAGGUUUUAUAUUUAUCCUGAUAUUAAGUUGGCGAGUAAAAUAAAUUGGAAAUCAAAACAAUUGAAUUAGCUGCCAUUCUAAGUAAAUUAUUUUUUUCAAAAAACCAAAUCCAUUCUGAAAAGGCAGAUUUGCUAGGUAUAGCUUCGUUAAUGAUUGCAGUAAAGGUUAUUAAUAAAAUAUAUUCUUUAGUUCAAUGAAUGCCAAACCAAAAUACAGAUGAAUAUUCAAGACUGUGUCGACUAAUGUCAAUUUAAAUAUAGUUCUGGGGAUAACGGAUAUGGAAAUAAGUAUUCUAUCUCUUAUUCAGUAUGAUGCAAAUAUUACUACAAUAACUGAUUAUUUUGAUGGUAAAGACGUAUAAACUGACUUAGUAUUGUUUGUAACUCUUGAUUCUGAAUUUCUAUAGUUUCAAAAAUAUGAAUUGUUUGAGGCAAUUAGAAAUUUUUAUUCAUAAGAUACAUCAAACUUAUCUGAAAAUACAAAAAAUCUAUUUAAAUCAAAUUGUCUUAGAUAAUCUGCAAAAUUAGUACCAAAAUUUAACAUUUGACUACAAAAAGAUGAAAAAAUCACUCCUAAAAUAAAAAAGAAAAUGA